Messenger RNA from Schistocerca americana (American grasshopper), 1446 nucleotides. RefSeq names its product sialin-like. The record is from RefSeq and is a predicted model, not a curated record. NCBI's taxonomy places the organism in Eukaryota, Metazoa, Arthropoda, Insecta, Orthoptera, Acrididae. Gene Ontology annotation, molecular function: transmembrane transporter activity. Bases 108 to 1067 code for a protein of 319 amino acids. Gene Ontology annotation, biological process: transmembrane transport; monoatomic anion transport. The transcript has 8 exons.
GCAUAAUACCAGCUAUACAGACAACUGUUUGCACUUGGGCACCAGACCACGAAAGGAGCUUAUUUUCCAUUAUUUUUCUAGGAAUAUGUGUUGGAACCCUCGUAUCUAUGGCGGUGACGGGUAUUUUGUGCGAGACCAUCGGCGGCUGGCCGCUUUCCUUUUACUUUUUCGGAGGAGUCGGACUGCUGUGGUGUGUGCCAUGGUUCUUCCAGGCUGCAGAUUCGCCGUCGCAGCAUCCGUACAUCGACCCAGCCGAACGUAACUACAUCAAGGCCACAAUACAGUCAGCUGCUAAGAAGAAGCUGCCUGUGCCGUGGAAGAGCAUUAUGUCAACGCCAGCUGUCUGGGCUCUCAUCGCUAUCAUGAUUACCUUCGACUGGAUCUUCUAUCUUCUCAUCACAUCGUUGCCGCAGUACAUCGCCCAAGUCUUGCACUUCGAUAUACGUAGUAAUGGGAUCAUAUCAGCCAUUCCUCACAUCACUGGUGGUGCUGGCAAUUUGGUAUUUGUGUGGUUCACUGGUUUCCUGCUCCGGAAAGGACGCGUGUCCAAAACCUGCACGUUCCGCAUUAUAAAUGGAUUAGGCACCCUGGUGCCCGCAGCCGCACUGGUCGUGGUGGCACUGGUGGGCUGUGACAGCACCGUCAUCAUCGUGAUGUUGGCGCUUAGUGGCUUCUUCAUCGCCACAGACUGCACGGGCUCCUACCUCAACAUGCAAGCCAUCGCGCCCAACUACGCGGGCACCAUCGUCGGGAUCGUCAACAUGUUCGCCAAUCUAACGGGCAUCGCCAUCCCUUACAUCGUUGGUGCAUUCACCAACACCAAUCCAACGCGUUCCGCUUGGAAUGCCGUCUUCUACCUGUCGUCUGCGGUGGCCGCCGUGUCGUACUUAAUAUACGCUGUGUUCACUACCGCUGACGAGCAGCCAUGGAACGUGCCACCCUCAGAAAGAGCACAGAAAGCAACCGCCAAUGAAGGUAUCGAGAACAGAGCGUUUGACAAAGGCGUAACACCGAUGGCUGAUGGAGACAGGACGCAGAAAGGUCGUUGGAAAGCCAACGUACCUUAGAAUCCGUCCCUUGGACACUGGAACUCUGUGCGUCACUGUGGUCGAUGCAGCUACGCAACAUCGUCGUUGGUGCAGACAACACGAACUCUGUGGUCAUCAGUAAGGAGAGAAAAUGCUUACAGCACCGUGCGUACUGAGGAUCUCUUUCUGCCGCGCCACGCCAUCACCGUGACCAAGAGAGCAUCAGUUACCAUCACGACCAGCUAUAACCAUUGUGGUCGCCCUCGGCAAGGAACCACCAUCGAAAUUCUGCUAACAAUUUUUCUAAACUAAUUGUGUGCAGAAUUGUGAGUCGAGUGUCAGGAAGAGCACGAGCUCAUUUCUUCGCAAAUUUAAAUCCAAGUUCAUUCUCAAAUACAUGAUUUAUACCUUCACUAAA